Patiria miniata (bat star) is the source of this 247-nucleotide messenger RNA. RefSeq lists its product as uncharacterized. The record is from RefSeq and is a predicted model, not a curated record. NCBI's taxonomy places the organism in Eukaryota, Metazoa, Echinodermata, Asteroidea, Valvatida, Asterinidae.
CCAGUCAGUGCAGCGUCACUUCGUAUACAAGGUGAAAUCACCCAGCAACAUUGUGCACAAAAAAAAUCACCACUCAAAAACGAAAGUUGUCAAAACUCGGCCAAGAAGAUGUCAUCGCCGACGUCACAGCCAAGUGAGGCUUCUGCCAAGUCUCGUCCAAGCACGUGUGCUUCAAGCAACUCUCGCGAGACCUGGAUGACAGCCAGAGGUACCACGCGUAUGGGCAAAGGGAUACUGGUUUUUACAG